AUGACCGCUCCGACUCAAGUGCUGCCUCCAUGGCUCACCCUCUCCAGCACUGUCAUCACUAUGCCUGACGGUCGUCUAACAACCGCCGCCACAACCAUUCAGCUACCUCUCACCUAUUACGGGCCGAGUAUACCACUAGGCACCGACGGUGUCUGGGUCUACGGCGGGCUGACCUCUCCCCCUCCUUCCUCUGCGACACCUACCUCCACCUCCGUCUCCGCCAUCACAUCAUCCUCCGCUACCCUUCCCACCACAUCCACAUCCAUCAUCUCAUCGUCGGCUGCAACAAGUACGACCACUCCCCCGUCAACCACGGCUUCGAGCUCCUCUACUUCAACCGUCCCCACCGCUGUCGCCGGAUCCUCCCGUAUCUCUCCGACUAUUUUGGGUGCCAUCCUUGGCAGUGUCCUUGGGACGUUACUACUGCUGGUCCUCCUUGUCAUCAUUUAUCUCCUAUGUCGUACCCGACGCCGCGAACCCUCAAGCACCCAGCAGUCAUCAAGCUUCUGGAAUCGGUCGACCACUUUGAUGUCACUGCGCAGGCGGAAGAGCUCAGCAACACUUCCGAUCUGGACCGGCUGGGAGAUAGUGCGUCCGGGGGAUAGACCCGUUGGCGGUGGGAGCGAGCCUGGUACCCCUGGCGAAGGUUCCCCUCGUGGUAGUGGCGACGAGGUCGAUCCUUUCCUCACCCGACGCAGCAUCCACAGCGGCACGGAAGAGAUGGGCCAGACUCGCACCGAUACCGACACCCUCGUCAGUCUCCCUGCUAUCGCCCGUGCCGGGUCCAUGUCGGGCCAUCAUUCAACAACCAAGGCUGGUAACUACAUCAUCCCACGCGACGUCCAGAUGCGCAUUGCGGACGAAGAAGCCGGCGAGUUCCCGUCAUACGCUAGCGUGCGAAUGGUCGAGCGACGGGCCCCCCAUGAUUACCAGUUGCCCCUUCUGCCACCUCCGCCCCGCGAAAGCGGCCGGCCGUCGUCUCACCCGUCGUACACAUCGGAGAAGUCCAAAGCUGCGCGGUCCGUUAUUUCAGAGAGGUCGGGCGUCAGCAACGUUACAGACGGCCAAGAACCUGAAGCCGAGGUGCUCACUGCGUGCCGAGUUCACGUCGGUCAAGUACAGCCCUUCGCAAUUCCUGGCCCCAGCUCGAGCUCAACAGGUGGCGUUCUUGGACUCAACCGAAUAGGAAGCAUUACACGAACAGCGUGGUUCCGAAGGAUGCCUUUCCUUGGGCCUCAUGACGGUGCGCAGCCUGUUCCAACCAGCGAAGAAGCCGCCGACGGCUACACCCGUACCCCUCCCCGCCACUCGCGUGCCCACUCUCGGUCUCAGCCUGGAUCCCCAUCACGUCCCAGUUCCUACGCCGCUGUUCGCAUGUCUGGCUACGAGUCAGGUCCGGACAGCUUUGGACGGCGAGUACGCGGAGAGUCCGGGCUAGGGUUUGCACUGGUGGGUGAGCGGCCCAUCUCAUCCGUGAGUGCUCAAAGUGCGGCCAGUGGUGGCACCCUCUUCUAUGACGCCAGCUCCCGCCCAGGGAGCUCGAUGGGAACGCGCUCCACUCAAGGAGGUCCCUCAUCUGCUGCUGUCCCCCCCGUCCCUGCACUUUCCCCAGCGCACCUUCCCCACCCGUCGCCUUUGUCGCAAGAGAUCCCCAGGCCUUUGACUUCUCCGGAGCACUUGUACAGCGAAAGCACACCCGACGCGCCGCCGACCUACGAUGCUGCCACUUCGCACGUUGACUUUCUCGACAUGCCUGUUCCCCGUCCCGCGUCGCCGUUCCGCUCUGUCUCUGGCCCAAGGAUGUCACCACCGGGUCUUCCCGACCCGACCGUCUGGCGCAACUCGCACGCAAGCAGCAGCACGCGAACCCCGAACACGGACAACACCUCCAGUGUUCACAUUGACGUUCUCGAGGAUGCGCCUCCCGUCGCUGAUGGUGGUUGGAUGAUGAUGUCUGGUGGGGGGAGGGCGGACGGUCGGCGGUUAACUUUCGGAGUGCCCAUGGUCGUUCAGCCUAGGGAUGCCAUUCGGUCAGAACAGGGCUCCCUCCACUCUAUGCGCUCUCAUCUGAGCCCGGUGUCAUCUCGUAGUCCAUCGGGUUCUGCGGGUGCAUCGUUGCGUUCAGGUGGCAGUCACUCCCGCGGGCACACCGGCAGUAGCGGCGCGUCCCUCGUCCACUCCAACUCCAUCGGCCACUCGGACCAUCGCCCAGGAAGGCUUCGUGCAGAUCCUGGUGAAGUUCCCUCCCCUCCGCUGUCCGCCGUCUUCCCUGGGAACGGUUACCCCUCUUCAUCGUCCCCACCGAUGCACGGUGCGGACGUCCUUGCUCCAGUGGCGUCCGCUCGCCUGGUGGUCCCCACAAGCGCUCCCAUGCCCGACGAUAUGCCGGCGCGCCCCCAGCCGGCGACCAUCUCGGGCACGAUGACGUCGCGUGCGACCGCGGAGGAGAGCCUCACAGAUCUGAGCGUCACGACUUCACAAACAGACCCCAUCACUGGUGCAACAGUCCACAUUCCCCGUGUGCCGCUGCGCAACGGCACGGAACGAGCUUGGGGUGAGGGACCGUUGCGCGAGGAUACCAUCUGGUAG
Epithele typhae is the source of this 2589-nucleotide messenger RNA. RefSeq lists its product as uncharacterized. Lineage: Eukaryota; Fungi; Basidiomycota; Agaricomycetes; Polyporales; Epitheliaceae. The record is from RefSeq and is a predicted model, not a curated record. The coding region runs from base 1 to 2589 and encodes 862 amino acids. The transcript has 3 exons.